Lymnaea stagnalis (great pond snail) is the source of this 7058-nucleotide messenger RNA. The record is from the annotation of a GenBank genome assembly. Lineage: Eukaryota; Metazoa; Mollusca; Gastropoda; Lymnaeidae.
CUCGGCAAGUGAUAGCAGCUGUAUAGAAACAAGACCGUUCUACGAAUAGAAACGCUCGCCAGGUUUCCUGAGAAAAUAUCUUGACUAACGGCGAAUUAAAAAAAGAACCAAAACAAAAUAAAAACCACAAUAUUUCGUUAAGCCCUCGUCAGCACAUCGACCACGGGGAGGUUGUGCGUGCUCAGUUGGUGUCGACACGCCUGUGAGUGUGCUGUGUGCUGUGUGCCCUGGUAGAGUAGAUUCACUUCUCUGUUAGGUCUAGGAAUUCUAGGAACAUUUUUAAUCCGUCAUUCUCAGUGUUAUAAUAGGCUAUCAAGCCGUGUUUUGGGACGCCUUGGAACUAGGUCACGAAGUGAGUACACGGAAUUAUCCUCCUGAGGUUACUGUUUGUUUAUUAUUGUAGAACUGACUGUAGGGUAGUGUUGGUCAGGGGCGUAUCUGCAUGGGAACACGACUGGAGUCAAUGUUAUUUAAAUUGGUAUUAAGGUGUAUAAAGAGUGGCGUAACUAUCGGUUGGGCAGACUUUGGGGCCCCAGCUUUACUGGCUUUAGCUACACACUAAAAUUGGGAAGCUAUUAUUAUUAAUAAUAUUAUACAAAGACAAACACAGACAGGUUUACUCUUACGAUUUUAAGUUGUAUACAUUUCAUAUAUACUGUAUGUUUAUUUGUCUACUAUUUAGGAUAAUGUAUUGAACGAUUUUGUGAUGAUAUUGUACGAUUUUAAGAGAUUAUGGGUAAACUGUAAACAGGUCUGUAACAAGACUGACAAACUGGAGAAACAUAGUAUUACAGUCUUCUUGCUCGCCUUAAGACGAGUUGAUUUUAUUUCAUUAUUCACACACGUGUCACAUCAAUAUAAUGUAGGCCGGACCUGUUGAUGACGUAGAUGAAGUAGAUGAAUUAAUCAAAGUGACCUAACCCAUGACACACUAGAGUUCUCGUAGGUCGUGCCUAACCUCACUGUGGCUUUUGACAGAGCCAGUCAAGGGCCAAGGUCGCUGAGAAGACUAGAUGCCAAAAACCCCCGAUUAGAACAGACGUAGCCUAAACAUUGCUGGACCCCCUCUGAGCUUGUAAACUUGUCUCAGGUUGUAAACCUGUCUGUUGUUUUAAAUCUGUCGCAGGGAUUCAUUAGGCGCAACACACAGUACACAAGGCAACGCACCUAUAAAGUUGGUAUUUCUGGUGCCUGUCUAACAGUUAUAUUUUCAACGAUUUAAUAGUUUAGGGAAUUUUAUUGGUAUAUCUGGGUACAUUUUAUUGGUAUACCUGGGUAUAUUGCAUUGGUACACCUGGGUACGUUUUAUAGGUAUAUCUGGGUAUAUCUCAUUGGUACACCUGGGUACGUUUUAUUGGUAUAUCUGGGUAUAUUUCAUUGGUAUACCUGGGUACGUUUUAUAGGUAUAUCUGGGUAUAUUUUAUUGAUAUAUCUGGGUACAUUUCAUUGGUAUACCUGGGUACAUUUUUUAGGUAUAUCUGGGUAUAUUUUAUUGAUAUAUCUGGGUACAUUUUAUAGGUAAAAAUUGGUAAAUUUUAAUCAAAUCUACAUCUUAAUCUACAUCUUAGCUAUAUCUUAUCUGCAUCUUAUCUUCAUCUUAUCCACACCUUAUCUGCAACUUAUCUUCAUCUUAUCUACAUUUUAUCUUCAUCUUAUCUACAUCAUAUGUAAAUCUUAUCUACAUCAAAUCUACAUCUUAUCUACAUCUCAUAGCAUUUCUUUAGUAUGAGCUGUUCCAUAUUUUAAUGAGCUGAUUUAACAUGCAGUUGAUCUCCUGAUGAUUCAUAGACAUAUGUACAUUUUUCUAGGUUUACAUACUUAUUGUGUACACUUGGUACACAUAUACAUGUCUCUAUGGCACUUGGUACACACAUACAUGUCUCUAUGUCACUUGAUUACAAAUAAACUUGUAUCUAGGCCCACGUGCUCAUAUUCGUAAAAAUGCAGGAUUUUUUUUUGGGGGGGGGGGGGGGGAAAAGAUUGGGCCCCCCCCAGGGGGUAAAGAAUUGUCCCGCCCCAGACGGCACUAACCCUAGUUACGCAAGGAUUCCAAAAAAUAUAACUUCAAAAUUGCUCCUGCCAAGGAAAUGUAAUCUCGUUCAUGGGAGAUAAGCUGACUGAUAUGCACAAUGCUCAUAUUUGUUUGCCCAUCUUUUUGAUGUGCCCCUUUCUUGUUUCGUGCCCCCCCCCCCCGGCAUAAUUUGAUGUCCCCAUCUUAUGUGUUGCACCUGUAGUUUGUUGUGCCCCUUGUAGUGUGUUGUGCCCCUUGUAGUGUGUUGUGCCCCUUGUAGUGUGUUGUGCCCCUUGUAGUGUGUUGUGCCCCUUGUAGUCGGUGCUGCCGCCUGUACUUUUUGAUACAAAAACUCUUAUUUUGGUUCAACUAUCAACUUUACUGCAUCUGUCUUUGUUGUCCAUGUUAGUAGUUUGGUACCCUUUUAAUAUUUGAUGAGUUCAGUAAUACUUGAAGACCUUUGUGACAUUUGAUGUCCUUCCUCACACACAACCCCCCCCCCCACACACACACACACACCGUCAACUGUUGACACUGCCCAAGGCCACACUAGAAUGUGUUUCCUUGUGUCGAGUGGCUGUGUUAUCAUCUCACACCGUCAACUGUUGACACUGCCCAAGGCCACACUAGAAUGUGUUCCCGUGUGUGUCGAGUGGCUGUGUUAUCAUCUCACACAUAAACAGUAUACUUGUGCUAUCACAUUGUUUCCAGAUCGACCAGAUCACGUGACAAGUAGGCGGAGCAAUGGAGGCAACACCUGAUAGCGACAUUGUCACCCCAAACGAAGGUGAGAUAACCAUUCCCCCCCCCCCCAAGAUCAUUUCAAGGACUUAUUGAAACGUCACACAAAACAGUAUACUUGUGCUAUCACAUUGUUUCCAGAUCGACCAGAUCACGUGACAAGGAGGCGGAGCAAUGGAGGCAACACCUGAUAGCGACAUUGUCACCCCAAACCAAGGUGAGAUAACCAUUCCCCCCCCCCCCAAGAUCAUUUCAAGGACUUAUUGAAACGUCACACUAGGUAACACACGCGAUGACACAUUCAAGGACACAGUGAGACAAUUGUCAAAGCCUCGUGGUUGAGGUUUAUUUGAACAGCUCUUUCAUUAAAUUUGCAGAACUGAUAUGAUGUCAUUUUGAACCAGGGAAUUCUUCUAAAUAGAAUGAAAGAGCACAUCGACACGCAGCUAUGAGAAUGGCUGCCACUGAAAUAGAUCAUGCACAGGCGAAAUUGCAACACUACGCAUGGAAUGUCAUCACCCCUAUGUCUUAAUUUCAUCGACUAAGAAAAUGUCUUUGAAAGCCUGGACCGAUCAAUCCUGUGGGAACGGCUCCAGCACUGUGGGUCUCAGAAAAACUCAUCAGCAUCAUUCACAGUUCUUAUAAAGAAAUAACAUACAGGGUGGUACACGAUGAAAGGCUCACAUUAAGGUAGACUCACAAUAAGGUAGACUCACAGUAAGGUAGACUCACAGUAAAGUAUACUCACAGUAAAGUAUACUCACAGUAAGGUAGACUCACAGUAAGGUAGACUCACAGUAAAGUAUACUCACAGUAAGGUAGACUCACAGUAACGUAGACUCACAGUAAGGUAGAUUCCCAGUAAGGUAUACUCAAGUAAGGUAGACUCACAGUAAGGUAGACUCAAGUAAGGUAGACUCACAGUAAGGUAGACUCACAGAAGCCUUUAAAGUGGAAACAGGAGUCAGACAAGGAAGUCUCUUAUCUCCCUUCCUACUCAUCCUUGCCAUUGACUGGAUAAUGAAAUAAUCCACGGACAAAAAGAGGAACGGGAUACAGUAGACACUCUGGGAACAACUGAAUGAUUUAGACUUUGCAGACGACAUUGCACUUCUGUCUCACAACCAGCAACAAAUGCCGGAAAAUACAAAACACGUAGCCACCAUUUCAGCACAGCUCGGACUCAAUAUAAAUUUUUAAAAAGACAAAGGUCAUGAAGGCAAACUCAGCCAAACAAUAGAAUGUGUCUCUGGCAGGAGAUGCCCAGGAAGAAGUAGAGUCCUUCACAUACUCAAGCAGCACCGUUGACUUAAAAGGUGGACCCGAAACUGGUGUUAGGGCUCGAAUUGGAAAGACUUGUUCAGCAUUUGUGCAUUUACAGAAAACAUGUGAAUCUGAAGAGCUGACUCACCAAACUAAAAUCAAAAUUUUUAACACAAAUGUCAAAACAGUCCUGUUGUAUGGAGAGGAGACUUUGAGAACAUCAAUCAUCACAGACCUUCACAAACAUUUGCCCUAGAAAGAUCCUGAACAUCAAAUGGCCUAACAUCAUUACCAACAGAGACUUACUGGAAUGGACAUACCAGGAGCCUAUCGCUGGAGACACCAUAAGGAAAAGAUGGAGGUGGAUAGGACACUCUCUUAGUUAACCCCAAAUAACAUCAUCAAACAAUUCCUGACAUGGAAUCCUUUGAUAAAAAGGAAAAGAGAACAGCCAAAAAUACAUGGAGCCUCAAGCUAGAGGCAGGCACACAAAGUAGGGGAUACACCUGGAGGCAACUGCAAGAAAAGCACAGGGCUGAGAUGAAUGGAAAAUUCUUGUGUACGGCCUAUGCCAUAGACAGGGUAGUGUUGUUUGUUCCUAUGCCAUAGACGGGGUUGUGUUGUUUGGUUUGUUCCUAUGCCAUAGACGGGGUUGUGUUGUUUGUUCCUAUGCCAUAGACGGGGUUGUGUUGUUUGUUCCUAUGCCAUAGACGGGGUUGUGUUGUUUGUUCCUAUGCCAUAGACAGGGUUGUGUUGUUUGUUCCUAGGCCAUAGACGGGGUUGUGUUGUCUGUUCCGACUCAUUACACCCACAUCUUUGAAUCUUGUACACAUCAAUUAUAUCAAUAAUCAUCUGUUUUAGUUUUAACUUUUGGAUGAAAUUAUUUUACAAUAUGUAUAUCCGAUUGACCACCACACCAUGACAGGUUUCCAUGAGGUCGAGGUCAGUGGCGAGAACGAGGUUGAGAUUGGGGAAGACAACGACGUGGCCGAUCUCGACCGUGUCUCGCCCUCGCGCUGCCAGAAAGAAGCCUGCCACCACAAGUACAUACUGACCGACAAGCUGACGCUCUGCGACUUCCCGAAGCGAUACCGUGACAGAGAUGUCCUGCAGCUGGCCAAGGUGCUCGCCCUGUUGACGGUGAAGGUCAGGGUCGGCUACGUCAGUCGGGAGAGGCCAGAGUUCAGUCCAGAGAAUCUUCGCUACCCGUUGUACACUUUAAGAGGCCAGAGCAUCGUGUCGUGUGGCAGCGGGCGAAUCUGGGACGUGGAAAUGUGAGUUUAACCACACCACUCACCACAGGGUUGUCACGUGUGGUUAUCAAUUUGAUGUCUGUAAAAACGUGACUAUUUUUUGAAGUGAAACAAAACGGGAUAACUUAAUAUUAGUGAUGUCUCCUUAACUCAGUAUGAGUGAUGUCUUCUUAACUCAGUAUGAGUGAUGUCUUCUUAACUCAGUAUGAGUGCUGUCUUCUUAACUCAGUAUGAGUGAUGUCUUCUUAACUCAGUAUGAGUGAUGUCUUCUUAACUCAGUAUGAGUGAUGUCUUCUUAACUCAGUAUGAGUGAUGUCUUCUUAACUCAGUAUGAAUGAUGUCUUCUUAACUCAAUAUUAGUGAUGUCUUCUUAACUCAGUAUGAGUGAUGUCUUCUUAACUUAAUAUUAGUGAUGUCUUCUUAACUCAGUAUGAGUGAUGUCUUCUGGCUUGCUUGAAAUUUGAAUGAUAAUAAAUAAUUGAGCACUGAUGAGAUCGCUAUACAUGGUGUCAUAUACAGUUAAAAUUUAGAUUACAUUUUUAUUUCAUAUUUAUAUAAAAAAAUGUUCCCCACCCCAAUAUAACCUUUAAAUGCACCCCCUAUGGGGUGUCUGUUGAGAAACACUGUCUUUGUAAUUGAAACUACUAAAAAAAAAUUGAGACUCCCUGCAUUAAAAAUGGAUCAUUUCUAUUGCAGCAUCACUCCGGAACAGAACCGGAAAUGUGAGUGUCGUGGAUGCCGCGCCUCAGACACGCCCAUCUACGCCUGGGCCUACGUCUACGUUGACACGGCCACCCACGUGGUGUUUGACAACGACGAGGCAAAGAGCACCGACUGCUGGUGGGGCUACGACUCCCCGUGCGCCCCCCACGUCAUCCUGGAGGGCGUGGCCAUGAAGGACCGGAACUUCGCGCGUGACACCUUCCGGAUCGCGUGCGUCACGCACGACCUUGACCUCGUCAGGAGGCUGCAGGGGUGGACGCGGGAGUACGAGGAGCUGUUCUGGGAGGUGACCAACAAGUACGACGGGUCAGAGCAGGAGGUCAAGGACAAUCUGAUCAUCAUCGUCUCCCACCCUCACGGCUGCUACAAGCGGGUGUCCCUGGGGCCCUGGGAGAGCCGCGAGGAGCUGAGCGACAAGCGCACCAGGUACUCGUACACCGCCAGCACGUGCCAGGGCACCAGCGGGGCGCCCGUCUUCAUCAUCGGGAGGGAGGGCUGGGAGUGGUACACGCACGCCCACAGCUGGACGGACAACAAGCCGGGCAAGACCUCCAACUUCAGCUGUUACCGGUGGUUCUAAAAAUUGCCGGAAUGGCUCAGGUUUUCGCAUUGGACAUGUAUGGAACAUAAUUAUGAAAAUUGGUUUUGACAUUGGGGAUGAAAACGGUCACAUAUGAUCCUGGGGAUAAGGGUUAUGGCAAAAUGGAGCUGACACACUGAUUUUACAUAGUUUUAAUAUGUAUCCUUUCUUCCACCGUCUGGUGCUUCUAAUAUUUAUAAUAUUGACAAAUGGUUUUAUGUAUUGCUAUUAUGAAAAUUAGUCCCACCUACCUAUUGCCCCACCUACCCAUUGCCCCACCUACCCAUUGCCCCACUUACCCAUUGUCCCACCUACCCAUUGCCCCUUAAGAUUGCUGUUUUCAUGACCCACGCUGUCAACAAAAAAUAGUUCCAAGGCCGAAUGAGUGUGAUAAAAAAAGGAAGUAAGCAGGGUCGUAGAAUUUCGGGGAGGGAAAGGGGGUAACUGUCUGGGUGACAAAAUCGUUAUUUUUCAUGCAAAAUAUGUG